Messenger RNA from Exophiala aquamarina CBS 119918, 387 nucleotides. RefSeq lists its product as uncharacterized. The record is from RefSeq and is a predicted model, not a curated record. Gene Ontology annotation, biological process: polyketide metabolic process. The transcript has a single exon. Lineage: Eukaryota; Fungi; Ascomycota; Eurotiomycetes; Chaetothyriales; Herpotrichiellaceae. The coding region runs from base 1 to 387 and encodes 128 amino acids.
AUGGACCUCCGCACCAUCUACAACGAGUAUAUCUCGACCCUCAACGACAUGGGCUACUUACGGCUCUCACCAUUCGUCGCCGAGAACGUGGUGCACAACUCCUCCAAGGCCAUGACGCCAGACGAGUACGGACAGAUGAUCCUAGAUAGCACCAAGGACUUCAAGGACUUUAACUUCGAGGUGGAGGAUCUGGUGGUCGAGGAGGACAGCGUGGCCAGCAAUAACGGAGAUGGCACCGUGGCCGCGAGGCUAAAGUUGAGUUAUGAGCCGCCUGGAAUACAGCCCGGACUAUGUAGAUUGGUCUUUUAUGAGCAUGUGUUUUAUAGGUUUGAGGCUGGCAAGAUCUCUAGGGUGUGGAGUUUGGUCGAUUUGCCGAAGGAUAAAUGA